ACACCGUGUUAGGAUCGAUCCAUGGAGCUUCCCUUCUCUUCCCUUCCUAUUUAACGAGCUAGCCACUCUACACUCUUUGCAUCUCAGCAAGCACCAAAGAGUAGCUAGAAAUGGCGAUGGCUAGGACACCGACGCUCCUCCUCAUCGUCGCCGCGGCUCUCCUCGCGGCCUCAUGCAGCGCAUGGGAGGCCAACAUCCGGAUGCCGACGUCCGUGGACGAGGCGGUGGUGGCGCCGCUGAUCCACGCGCUCCGGCCGCUGCUGGGCUCCGGCAAGCACGCCGGAGUGGAGUGCGACAGCUGGGUGCUGGGCGUGGAGGCGCACAACGUGCGGGACUGGAAGACGGUGCCCGCCAGCUGUGAGGGCUACGUCGGCCACUACAUGCUCGGUAAGCACUUCCGCCGUGACUCCAAGAUCGUCAUCGACCAGGCCGUCGCCUACGUCGACAGCCUCAAGCUCGCCGGCAACGGCAAGGAGGUGUGGGUCUUCGACGUCGACGAGACCACGGUCUCCAACCUCCCCUACUACGCCAAGCACGGCUUCGGGGCUACACCUUUCAACGCGACGAGCUUCAACGCAUAUGUGCUGGAGGGGAGCGCACCAGCACUACCGGAGACAAAGAGGCUGUACAACAAGCUGCGCUCGGUCGGCAUUAAGCCGGUUUUCCUCACCGGACGGACCGAGGACCAGAGGGCCAUCACCAUCACCAACCUCCGCCGCCAGGGGAUCUCCGGGUGGAUGAACUUGCUGCUGAAGCAGCCCGGCUUCAAGGGCUCUGCUGUGACCUACAAGUCCGGCGAGAGGCAAAAAUUGCAGGACGCCGGGUACAUCAUAGUCGGCAACAUCGGCGAUCAGUGGAGCGACAUCCUCGGCGCGCCCGAGGGCGCCCGUACCUUCAAGCUCCCCGACCCCAUGUACUACAUUGGCUAGGCCGGGCCGGUUGCUGCCACCUUUGAUUGCUCCUCGGUCCUGAUCCACGAUUGAAUAAACUCCAUGCUCUUAAUCAUAUGCAUGCUUCGUCAA
Messenger RNA from Triticum aestivum (bread wheat), 1022 nucleotides. Its product is annotated as stem 28 kDa glycoprotein. The transcript is spliced from 2 exons. The record is from RefSeq and is a predicted model, not a curated record. NCBI's taxonomy places the organism in Eukaryota, Viridiplantae, Streptophyta, Magnoliopsida, Poales, Poaceae. Gene Ontology annotation, molecular function: acid phosphatase activity. The coding region runs from base 111 to 929 and encodes 272 amino acids.